AUGUUUUCAUUUAUUAUAUUAAUCUGGUUUUCUUCUUUUCUUUGCUUUUUUGUAUAACUUACUACCUGCCAUAGCUUCUUCAUUAAUAAAAAGUAUCUCAUCCCUUUCCUGCAAAGCCAAAUAGUACUUCUCCAUUACCCCAGCCAAUACCAAAGAAUAAUAAUACUACUCCUGAUCAUAAGCCUAAGAAUGACACAAAACCUACACCAAUACCUCCAAAAAAUGAUAAUUCCACUCAUCCUAAUGAAAAAAAUAAAACAGAUUUAAAAAAUAACACUUACUACCUACCUAAGAACAAUACUAAAAUAGAAAUAUAAAACAAAAAAGAUACUAAAUAAAAGAAUUAUACAAUAACAAUAAAAUCAAACAUUACUACAUAAUUUCCUAAAGUAAAAACAGAUGACAAUAUAAAUGAUAAAAAUAAAACAGUUAAUUAGGAUAACCAUUUAUCUAAUAAUAAUACAUAAUAUUUAUUUACAGAAUUACUUUAAAAGCUUUUCUAUUUAGAAGGCUACUACUUGGAUAUAUAAAAGAAAGGAGUUAAUGAUUAGAACUAAUCUCACACUUAAAACCACAAAUAGAAUGUGA
Messenger RNA from Tetrahymena thermophila SB210, 588 nucleotides. RefSeq names its product transmembrane protein, putative. The transcript has a single exon. The record is from RefSeq and is a predicted model, not a curated record. Lineage: Eukaryota; Ciliophora; Oligohymenophorea; Hymenostomatida; Tetrahymenidae.